Molecule: messenger RNA, 232 nt
Organism: Panthera uncia (snow leopard)
Lineage: Eukaryota; Metazoa; Chordata; Mammalia; Carnivora; Felidae
Product: keratin-associated protein 23-1-like
Exons: 2
Coding region: 1-186 (61 amino acids)
Source: RefSeq, a predicted model, not a curated record
AUGAGUCACAACUGCUGCUCUGGAAACUUCUCCUCCCCCUCCCUUGGGGCCUACCUGAGUUACCCAGGUUCCUCCUGUGGCUUUUCCUACUCUAACGAUCUGGUCUACAGCACUGAACCUCUGCUCUCCCAGCACCUGCCAGCUGGGCUCCUCCCUCUACAGCGGCUGUCAGGAGACCUGCUGUGAGCCCACCAGCUGCCGGACGUCCUGCGUGGUGUCCAGCCCCUGCCAG